CAUCAUCAUCAGCUGCAGAAGGACACCUCCGGUUGCUGUCAGUGCAGCUGCCCUCCCGCGGGUUUAAAGAAAGUAAUCAGUUCGAAUCGCCGAUUUUGAUCCGGUUUAUUUCCUUUGAUCUAGAAGGAGUGCGGCUGAUUAGCGUGGAAGAAGAGCUUUGAUUAAAAACACCAUCCCAUCCAUCUUCAUUAAGACUGUGAAUCCUUACAAUGAUUGUGUGAUCAUAAACCAAGCUAAAAUGACAUCACAUCGUCAUUGCUACUUGCAUCGAGCCCUUCUUCCUUCACGCUGGAUAUCAGAUGGGGCACUGAGUGGUAUAGCAGAAAUAACUUCCUUUCUAUACCUUGGCCGUGGUAGUGUGGCUUCAAAUAGGACUCUUUUACUGGCCAAAGGUGUAACUUGCAUAGUAAAUGCUACAAUUGAAAUUCCAAAUUUUAACUGGCCCCAGUUUGAAUAUGUGAAGGUACCCCUGUCUGACAUGCCACAUGCACCAAUAUCUUUAUAUUUUGAUAGCGUGGCAGAUAAAAUCCACAGCGUAGCUAGGAAGCAUGGUGCCACUUUGGUGCAUUGUGCUGCAGGAGUGAGCCGAUCCGCAUCACUGUGCAUUGCUUACCUAAUGAAAUACCACAAAGUGUCCCUUCUAGAGGCUUACAACUGGGUCAAAACUAGACGGCCUGUGAUACGGCCCAACGUUGGCUUCUGGAAGCAAUUGAUAGAGUAUGAACGGAAACUGUUUGGGAAAUGCACGGUGAAGUUGCUGCCCACACCGUGUGGUGUGAUUCCAGAUGUAUAUGCAAAAGAAAGGCGGCAUCUGAUGCCUUACUGGAGGAUCUAAUAGCAUUGUGAAGAUCAAGAAA
Spea bombifrons (plains spadefoot toad) is the source of this 857-nucleotide messenger RNA. RefSeq names its product dual specificity phosphatase 14 (gene DUSP14). Lineage: Eukaryota; Metazoa; Chordata; Amphibia; Anura; Pelobatidae. The coding region runs from base 239 to 835 and encodes 198 amino acids. Gene Ontology annotation, molecular function: MAP kinase tyrosine/serine/threonine phosphatase activity. The transcript has 2 exons. The record is from RefSeq and is a predicted model, not a curated record. Gene Ontology annotation, cellular component: cytoplasm. Gene Ontology annotation, biological process: protein dephosphorylation.